GACCCUGGGGAACCAACGCUUGGCCCUGCGAAACGUUGUGUCCCGUCCCAAUCGCCGUCCAUUCGCGACUCUCACCAGCACAUCGGUUCGCGACCGACGACGCCUGUCCGCUAUCCCGCAGACCAGCAUCCCUCAGCUCAGCUCAGCCAAUCCGAGCUCACCGCGCGGAACGGAUGGCUCCCCUGGUUCGGAAGAGCCGCCAGAACCAGACGUCACGUCUGCACAUCGGCAUGGAUGGAGGGCUCGGCGAUUCGGCCCGAACGCCAUCCAUGGAUCUUAUCCAUUAUGGGAGCGCGGUCCUCCCCUAUGCGCUGCGCGCUUCCCUCUGUCGUCCCAGGGUCUCCUCGCGUCCCUACCGCUAUAAAUCUCAGCCGGACUCAGCGUACCUUUCAAAUUGUCGAAGUAACUGAGCUACUGCACUUCAAUCGCUACUAUCACCGUUGUCGUGAGACGCUCACCGCCAAUCUCCGUCGUUCGCUCUUCGUUCUCGUCGCUCGCAAUGGCUCGCCAUCCCCUCCGCGCACCCCAGCUGGUGGCUCUGGUGACGCUAGCUGCUAUCGCUGCGCUCCUCGCUUCUGCGCCUGCCGCGAACGCCGAUGGAGUGAACUACAGCAAGAGCAGCCUCGACUGGGAGGGCGCGUGUGCGUCAGGUGAGAGCCAGUCGCCCAUCAACAUAGUGAUGGACGAGGCACGGACUGUGAGCGAGGCGGAGAAGUUCCACGUGGACUAUGAAACGGCAGCCACCACUGCCACCGUUGUCAACAAGGGCUACACCAUCCAGGUGGUCCCGAACCCAUCCAACUCCUACAUGCUGCACAUAGCCAGCGGCAGCUAUGCCUUGAAGCAGGUGCACGUGCAUUCCUUCUCAGAGCACGCAGUCAACGGGCUCUUCGCCCCCAUGGAGGCCCACUUCGUGCACGCACACAUCGACAACCCCUCCCAGCUCGCAGUAGUCGGCGUCCUGAUCCGCCUGCAGCGCGACGACAAGCCCAGUGCGUGGGUCAACUCAUGGCUGCCCGAGACCCCGUCUGCAGUGAAUGCGACGGCGGGCAUUGAGGUUCCCGGGAACUUCUGGAGGGAGAUGGUGGACGCGUCCGUGGGGUUCUGGCGCUACCCGGGCUCGCUCACCACUCCCGGCUGCGAUGAGAUCGUCGAGUGGCACGUGCUGCGCAAGGCCAAGUUCCUCUCCGUCGCUCAGGCUGCCAGCUUCAUGAAUCUCAUGGGAGAGCUGAACCAGGAGCGCACCAACAACCGCCUGCCAGAGCCACUCAACAGCAGGGAGGUCACCUACUUCCCUAACGUCACCGCUUGAUCAGCAGCACCUCCGCUUCGCUGACAUGGCACUACUGUUCCAGCAUCAUGAGUGGAGCUUGAGUAUGAGUGGAUGGGGUAUGUGUGGUGUGGUCUUUGUUGACAUGUACGCAUCACUAUGUCAAUGAAAUGGAAUUCUUUUGUCAGCAGCUGUGAAGGGAUGAAGGAGACGUACAAAACUUG
This is a messenger RNA of Closterium sp. NIES-67, 1494 nucleotides long. NCBI's taxonomy places the organism in Eukaryota, Viridiplantae, Streptophyta, Zygnematophyceae, Desmidiales, Closteriaceae. The record is from the annotation of a GenBank genome assembly.